CCAUGAUUGCAGACAGCGCAAACCUGAAGAUCUUCAAAUCACACAGUGCAGUUUUUCUCCUUAAUCUGCCUCAGACAUCAAGUCCAAGAAAAGAGAUUUACGUUGGAGACGAUAACUCACGUCAUCCUUUACUUUGGAGAAAGGACAUCUGUGCAAUUGAUGAUCAUGUUGUUGCCACUUGGAAUCCACCUCAUCUCUAAUCCCAUAUCUGAGUCUACCUAUUCCUCUCUGAUGGCAGCAAAGAGUAACACACAGUAUUUCGUCUCAGCAGCUGGGAGGGGAGCAGCCUGCGCUCUCGUACUCCUCAUUGACUUCAGGUUCUAGUGACAGUGAGCCUCAUUGAAGACAUACUACAGACGCACACAUACACGCAACAACAGGCAGGAGCAGAUACCGUAGGACUGCAUAUUGGGGGAGUUUCUCAUCAGCCUGAUCCAAAUUAAAUGCAGAUAAACUCUCUCACGAUGAUGAGGAACGUCAUACUUUCAAGAAAUCUCAAAAAUACCCAAUUUUAAAGCACUACAUUGACAUAUUGGCUGGAAGGAGUAUGGAGAAAGGAGUCUAAAGACAACAUAUUCUGUUUUUCUGAGGGAUAUAUCUACUGCUUUUCCCUUGCAUUCCCAACAUGACAACUCCAAACUCUUCCGUGGUUCCUUAAAAACUCUUCAGACUGCGGGCGAUCUGAACGCAAGGGAAGUGUGGACAUGAAUGCAGUGAAGAGCACUGAAAACAGUCCAGGUCAGAACUGUACAAGUACAGACCAUGACUCCAGCUAUAUGAGGAAACCGGACCUCCAAAGAUCCCCACACAAAGAGCAUAGGAGCGUCCUGCAGUUGAGACUCCAGCAGAGGAGGACACGAGAGCAGCUCGCAGACCAGGGCAUCAUGCCUCCCUUGAAGAGUCCGGCUGCAUUCAAUGAACAGAGGAAAAGUCUUGAGCGAUCCAAGACUGGCGAUUACUUAAAGCACAAAAUCAGAAGUCGUCCAGAUAAAACUGAGCUUAUCAACAUGCAUAUUCUACAAGACCCGGCCAGCGAGACGUCGACACCAGACACGCAGACCAAACUCAAGCGAGCCAGGCUUGCGGACGACCUGAACGAGAAAAUCGCUCUCAGACCGGGCCCGCUGGAGCUGGUUGAGAAAAAUAUUAUACCUGCCGAUUCGACUGUGAAAGAAGCAGUAAAGAAAGUGAACCAUGAGAAGUACCCUAAGCAGGAGGACUCAUAUGCUUUUGAGGAGUACAGCAGCAGUGAAAGUCUGUCCCCUGAGCAGCCUCACAGCGAAGAGUCCCAGGGUUGUGCCGAACCUCUCGCGGAAAACAAGACCACCGGCUCGCCCUUACACACCCUGACAGGCACUAGCCAGGGGUCUCAGAACAAAGAUGCCAUUACUCAAAACCAAGAGGACAAUGCACAUGCCACAGACAACCAUGCAUCUCCACCCAUUCCAGUCCCUGCUAUAGUGAAGCAGUCCAAAAUGUCCGACAAGAACCGCCACAAAAAGCCCAAAGACAUCAAGCCUAAAGUGAAGAAGCUCAAGUACCACCAGUACAUCCCACCAGACCAGAAGGCCGAAAAGUCCUCUCCUCCACCCAUGGACUCCGCCUAUGCCCGGCUCCUGCAGCAGCAGCAGCUUUUCCUGCAGCUACAGAUCCUCAGCCAGCAGAAACAUCAGCAGCACUCACAUUCCCAUCAGCAUCAGUGUCCACAGAGCCAGAGCUUCAGCUACCAGACCUUGAACCAGCACACAACAAAUAAGCAAUCCAGUGAGCAACAAACAUCAUGUAGUUCUAGUGUACCCACAAGCGGCGUAAACAGUAGCUCCUCGUCUCCUGUAAAGACCACCUACUGCAAUCCCACCUCCGUUACCCCAGUCAGACCAGGACCAUUACCUGCUAACCUGGAUGACUUAAAAGUAUCUGAGCUCCGGCAGCAGCUGAGAAUACGUGGCCUGCCUGUGUCUGGCACUAAAACGGCACUAAUCGAGAGACUGCGGCCCUUUAAAGACUCCAGCUCCAGUUCCCCAUCGAGCUCUGGAGACAUCAGCACUGUGACUUUCCCCAUGACCCCUACAGGAUCUCUGUCAUCCUACCAAUCCCCGAGUUCUUCAAGUGCCAUGUCUCAUAGUGGUGGUUACUACCCGUUCUGUAGCACCAGCUCCACUCCACCCAUCUCGCCAGCCUCUUCCGAACUCUCUGUCAGUGGCUCCUUGCCCGAUAGCUUUAGUGAUGUCACCAUGUCCUCCCCACAUUUUGGCCUGCAGCCAUCCCCGGCCCAACUGAGCACGGAUGAGUGCCUACGUGGGGAUGCCCAGACUGGAUUAGAGUCUCUAGGCCUAGAUGCAGAGAAGGAUAAGAUGUUGGUGGAAAAGCAGAAAGUGAUCGAGGAGCUCACAUGGAAGCUGCACCAGGAGCAAAGGCAAGUGGAAGAACUGCGGAUGCAGCUUCACAAGAGGAAGCGUGCCAACUGCCUCCAAGAAUGUCCUGCUCCAACUUCGGGACCCUUACCGCAACACAUGAUGCAUCUCCAGACCCCAGCGCCGAUGCAUCAGUUCUACGGAGUGUCUGUUAAACAGGAACAUGUGGCUUCAAGCUGCCCUCUUUCAUCCAAACAGUUCAAAGGUGGCUCAAGCAAUAGCUGCAUGGAGGGAAUGGGUCACUGUAGCCCUCACUGCCUUGAGGUGCCCUCUUCUGGAAGUCCUGCUGGCCUCUCAGCAUUUCUGAGCCCUCAGUGCUCUCCUCAAGAUUCCCCUGUAACCAAAAACUCCAGCAGCCCCCAGCCCAGCAGUGUACCUUCAUCCCCCAGUCAUCCAUACAUGCUGACCCCACCUCUGGGCAGAGAUGGUUGCUCUCACCCACUUCCUCAAAAUGGACCCAGACCACGCAAUAUGCAGUUACAGCAGAAAAAUGUCGGACAGACGGUGAGCUGUGCAUAUCCAUCUGACCAAAGAAGCUUGCAGCCUAUAUACCAAAGUCCUGCGGAGAACAACUUAAACCCAAGAGGGUUAUCCAAGGCCAAGAAUGCUAACAUGCAGCAAAAGGAGGCCAUUUUGCACUCUGCCAGGCACUUUGACCCAAAGUCUCCCACCUCAACCACUGUCGUCUGUAGUUCAGAUUCUUCUGCAUCCGACACUAAACAACCCCCAUGCUAUGAGGAUGCUGUUAAACAGCAGAUGACCAGGAGCCAGCAGAUGGAUGAACUUCUAGAUGUCCUUAUUGAGAGCGGAGAAAUCCCAGCUAACGCCAAAGACGAGAGGUCACCUGUAACCAAAGUUGUGCCUCACCUUACAGUUUCGACGAGCAACAGAGUGGCCGUACCCAAGUUUCACAGACACUUCAUAUCGCCCACCCUGCUUCCCUACGAGCAUGCCGCAGGUCACGGGGACGGACACUUGGAGGCGCUACUGAGUCCAAUAAGCCGGCAAGGGGACCUGGAGGAGGCGGGGGAUGGCUUUACCGGGCCUCAACACGACGAGAAGUUGCUUAGCAAUCGUGAUAUGAUGGACACGCCUUUAUCGCCCAUGGCAACCAAAGUCUUACCAGUCCCUGCUGAAAACCAGGGGCUGGGGAUGACAUUUACAGAGUCACCGUGGGAAACGAUGGAAUGGUUGGACCUGACUCCACCCAGCUCUGCUACAGCAUUCAAUACCAGCAUGCCUCCUCCUGGACCGAGCAUCUUUAACGCAGAAUUCCUCGAUGUGACGGAUAUCAACUUGAACUCUGCAAUGGAUCUGCACUUAGAACAUUGGUGAGUUGGGCCAGACCUCAACAAAAGCAAAUGUUUUCUAUGCCAAAGCAUCACUAUGCACUUCGAUAAACACAAACAACACCCAAAGCCUUUCAAAAUGACCUGGACGAGCAGAAGAUGAGAACAGAAUUAGUUACACGAUUCGGUCUUCAUGGUAGCUUGUAAAAUGCUUCAUAUCGUCCUAUAGCUUGGCUGGAUGAAAGCAUUACUGUUUUAUCAACGGCCCAUCAAAACUUGAAAGUUGUUUUGACUAUGGAUACUGGGAAAGAAUGUUUUUAUUACUGGAAAAAGAAAUAUCCUACGAAACAGAUUGGAUUAGCAGGGAUAUCCAUACCAAAUUCAAGAGCGUUUUGUGAAACCAUUUGUAAAUAUUUCACUCGAUACUUUGUUUUAUUUUGUCUGCACAUUUGUGGUGUGGGAAAACACAUAUUAAUGCAUAAAAUAUGUUCACGAACAUCAAACUCUAGUAUAUCACGUGUACUCUAUUGUGCUAUUGUAAAUAUUCACACACUUGCACCUUGAGUAGUAGGACCCAUAGUCCUAUGUGUCACACUUUUGCUUAUAUGCAAUUUCU
Molecule: messenger RNA, 4319 nt
Organism: Misgurnus anguillicaudatus (oriental weatherfish)
Lineage: Eukaryota; Metazoa; Chordata; Actinopteri; Cypriniformes; Cobitidae
Source: RefSeq, a predicted model, not a curated record